Sporothrix brasiliensis 5110 is the source of this 777-nucleotide messenger RNA. RefSeq names its product charged multivesicular body protein 3. Gene Ontology annotation, biological process: endosome transport via multivesicular body sorting pathway; late endosome to vacuole transport; protein transport. NCBI's taxonomy places the organism in Eukaryota, Fungi, Ascomycota, Sordariomycetes, Ophiostomatales, Ophiostomataceae. The coding region runs from base 1 to 777 and encodes 258 amino acids. The transcript is spliced from 2 exons. The record is from RefSeq and is a predicted model, not a curated record. Gene Ontology annotation, cellular component: ESCRT III complex; multivesicular body.
AUGGACAACAUCCGGGCCCUGUUCCAGAAGCCUGACCCGCAGGCGCAGCUUCGGAAAUGCAACACACUCCUGCGCUCCAACAUGCGCAAAAUCGACCGCGACAUUGCCAAUGCCAAGCGCGCCGAAAUCACCACAAAAAACCUCAUCAUCCAGGCCGACCGCCGCGCCCAGCGUGAUCCCUCCCGCGCCAAACAGGCGCAACGCGAGGUCCGCGACUUUGCGCGCGAACUCGUGCGGGCCCGCCGCACGUCGGCGCGCCUCGUGACCGGCCGUGCCCAGCUCAACAGCGUCCAGAUGCAGGUCAGCGAGGCCUUUGCGAUGCGCAAGAUCGAGGGGUCCAUCCGCGCCAGCGUCGGCGUCAUGCGCGACGUCAACCAGCUGAUCCGCCUGCCCGAGCUCGCGGGCACGAUGCAGGAGCUGAGCGUGGAGCUCAUGAAGGCCGGGAUCGUGGAGGAAAUGGUCAACGAGACGCUGCCCGAAGACGACGCCGCCCUGUUCGAGGACGAGGACGUGGCCGAGGCCGACAGCGAGGUCGACCGCGUGCUCAGCGAGAUUCUGAAAGACCGCAUGGCCGCGACGGGCCCGGUGCUGCCGUCGACGCCCGUCGGCACAACCCCCGUACCGGCGGCGGCCGCCGAACCCGCUGUGCCGGUGGCGCGCAGCAAGGUCGCCAUUGCCGAGGGCGGCCCCAACGGGGACGAGGACGAAGAGGACGAGGAGGACACGGAGGCCAUGAUGGCGCAGAUGCGCAACAGGCUGGAGUCUCUGCGGAGCUGA